CUAAAGGGAGUGAUGCCCAUUUUGCCCAGGGCCAUUUGCAGUGCUGUUUGCUCCAGGUUUGCUAACGGACCCAUUUCCGUCGAGCUCCGGACCCUACUUCCCCGAGGCGAUGGCUCGCUCUGCUCUGCUGGAUCCGAGAGUGGGCUCUGUGAUUACCGCCCAGAAAGAGCGAGGGCGAGAGCUAAAGGCCAAGGAGAAGGCUGUGCAACCCAAACGGGCAGUGAAGUCUGGAGCGCCCGACCAGACCUGCAGCUUGACAGCCCCAACUGUCACUUCCAGGCUGCACUGUCUCACCGCGGGUCUGGAGUUUCAUCCCGACAAAACCUGGGAAAAGUGUUCCUCGAAGCAGUAGCGUCUUUCUGCCUCGCCUAUUCGCGGCUAACGCGGGUCCCGGCUCCGGUCCAGGCGCAAGCUGCCAGGGGCGAGGGUUGGAAGCCCCUCUGCGCCGGGCGUGGGGACCCCGGAGCCGGACGCGGGGCGUGGGGCGCGGGGCGGCUCCCGCGCCGGCACAUGGCUGCAGCCGCCCCGCGCGCACCCCGGGGCUCCGCGCCCAGCUCGCCGAAGGUCCGUCCACUGCGUCCCGCCGCCCCGGAGCCAGGCAGCGGCUGAGCGGGGAGGCGCCCGCGCCCGGGGAUCGGGAUGACCCUCCUCGUCCUGCUCGGGCUAGUUUCCUACUAUGUCGGAACCUUGGGGACUCACACUGAGAUCAAGAGAGUGGCAGAGGAAAAGGUCACUUUGCCCUGUCACCAUCAACUGGGGCUCCCAGAGAAAGAUACCCUGGACAUCGAAUGGCUGCUCACUGAUCAUGAAGGGAACCAAAAAGUGGUGAUCACCUACUCCAGCCGUCAUGUCUACAGUAACUUCACUGAGGAACAGAAGGGCCGAGUGGCCUUUGCCUCCAAUUUCCUGGCAGGAGAUGCUUCCCUGCAAAUUGAGCCUCUGAAGCCCAGUGAUGAGGGCCGGUACACCUGCAAGGUGAAGAAUUCAGGGCGCUAUGUGUGGAGUCAUGUCACCUUGAAAGUCUUAGUGAGACCAUCAAAGCCCAAGUGUGAAUUGGAGGGAGAGCUGACAGAAGGAAGUGACCUGACCUUGCAGUGUGAGUCAUCCUCUGGCACAAAGCCCAUUGUGUAUUACUGGCAGCGAAUCCGGGAAAAGGAGGGAGAAGAUGAGCAUCUGCCUCCCAAAUCAAGGAUUGACUACAACCACCCUGGACGAGUGCUGCUGCAGAAUCUCACCAUGUCUUCCUCCGGGCUCUACCAGUGCACAGCGGGCAAUGAGGCUGGGAAGGAGAGCUGUGUGGUGCGAGUGACUGUACAGUUUUCUGAGAAAACAGAUGUACAAAGCAUCGGCAUGGUUGCAGGAGCAGCAACAGGUAUGGUGGCUGGAGCCCUGCUGAUUUUCCUUGUGGUGUGGCUGCUAAUCCGAAGGAAAGACAAAGCAAGAUAUGAAGAAGAAGAGAGACCAAAUGAAAUUCGAGAAGAUGCUGAAGCCCCGAAAGCCCGCCUCGUGAAACCAAGUUCCUCUUCCUCAGGCUCUCGGAGCUCUCGCUCUGGCUCCUCCUCCACUCGCUCCACGGCGAACAGUGCCUCCCGCAGCCAUCGGACACUGUCCACGGAAGCUCCCCGGCCAGGGCUGGCCACCCACGCAUACAGCCUUGUGGGGCCAGACGUGAGAAGUUCCGAACUGAAGAAAGCCCACCAUGCUGCCCCGACCAGAGCAGAAACCACCCCCAGCACGACCCCCAGCCAGAGCAGAGCCUUCCAAACUGUCUGAGUUAGAGUGGACCUGACACCCAUCCUUUCCCGGGAGUCAGGAUCUUAGGACUCUUCUAGUCAUUAAAGCUCAGUCACCAGCCACACAACCCCCUUGAACCAAAUGAGUGGUCAUUUAAGUAGCAUCGACCACUGUAUGGAACAGACUCACAGGAACACCUUCCUUAUGACACCAAAAAGGAAAAGGAUGUAAGCUGAUCAUCUCCAAAAAGGCAUCUCACUGUGCCUUCAGACCAGACUCGGGGGAAGGUAGGGGCCCAAAGCUGUGUAUUUGGGAACCAGGACCUAUGGUGAGAACAGUUGGGGAAAGGGGAAGUGAACACAAUUAGAACUUCUCACUUGGGAUGUUUUGUAUCAACACUUUAAAUUCAUCAUUGUCAAGAAGAAAUAUGGUGUUGUUCAUAAUGUUUCUAUGCAUUUCUGCAAACCUACUGGAUUAUUAUGAUUAUUCAGAGUCAAGCAGAACCCACAGCCUUAUAUUACACCUAUCUGCACCAUGAGAGACUCUAAAAAGGGAAGUAUGUCUCUUCUAUCCUGAUUUGACUUCAUUUAUCAUAAAGUUUGGAUAUUAAUUUCAAGAGAAGUUGAAAUAGUGGGAGAUGGAGAAGAAUGAUUGUUUUUCCCACUCUAUCCAUUGCUAAUCUUCCUCAUACCAAACCAUAAAAGAACUGAAAAAGGAAGUCCAAAAUAUGUAACUAAUGACUGAAAAACUUUCCAUCAUAAUUAUGUUCAGAGGGUCAUUGACAGAUACCAGCAAUAUAUACUGGAGCAACUGUGGAUUCUCCCUCAAAUCAAAGGUCUCUAAGGACUUUCCUGCUGGCUAUCUCUGGAGCAAAAAAAAAAAAACCAUCCCUCCGGAUCACUUAAGCAUGUCCUUAGAAUGAAGUCUAGAAAGAUCUUUUAAGGAUGCUACAAGAUCAUCUGACAUACUGCUACAGUCUCUUCUUUCUGAGAACAUAUGAAAUGAGAAUUUCAAGACUGACUGGAGAUUAGAUCAAUUUUUUUUUAAAUGUGACAAGGAGUGGCAUCAUAAGUUCAGAACUUCACCAAACUUGGAGCUUCUUUCACGUCUUUCACUUUAGGAGGAUGUGAACCUGGGACUUUUGUUGAUUCUAGGCCAUAAAUUAUCAAAAAGAUCAGGGACUGUAGUUCCCAUAGUGGCUCAGUGGUUAACGAAUCCGACUAGGAACCAUGAGGUUGCUGGUUCGAUCCCUGGCCUUGCUCAGUGGGUUAAGGAUCUGGCAUUGCCGUGAGCUGUGGUGUAGGUUACAGACACGGCUCAGAUCCCGCAUUGCUGUCUCUGGCGUAGGCCGGUGGCAACAGCUCCGAUUCGACCCCUAGCCUGGGAACCUCCAUAUGCCACAGGAGUGGCCCUAGAAAAGGCAAAAAGACCAAAAAAAAAAAAAAAAAAUCAGGGACUGCCAAAGUUUCCUGAUGGCACUGCAUGGAUGUCUUAACAUUCCCUCCUGAAAGGCUGAGACAGAGGAAUUCUGCAUUUUCCCAGUUUAGCCUCUAAGGAAGCCUAGCUCUGGGGUGGAAGGAAAGGAAAUUAACAUUUAGGGAAGAGAUGGUGAAGAUAACUAGUGGGUGGCAGGAGAGAUCUGGGUUAGUGCCUGUUAAAUAGUGUCAGCGUCUUGGAAAGAAAGUGCAGAAAUGAUUCACUAGGAGAGCUCUCAGAAGAGCUGACUCAUAGAAGAAAGGUGUCUGAAAAAUAAGAACCUCCAGUAGAAUAACUUGCCUUUUUAAUAGUUUUGACCACUCUGAUAGUCAAAUUCAUUUGAUGACAAGAAUGCCAAACCUAAAAUAGCCCUUCAAGGACUCUAAAGCAAAUGUCCACAGAUCACCAUUGGUAGAGCAAAACAUUUCUUACUAUUAAAAGGGCAGCAGGCUACAAGAAAGAAAAAGUAGUACUGAAUAUGGUGAUGAAAGCCAUUUCUAAAAUGGGAAUCAGGUGCUUAAAGGGAAAAGGUUGAUCCAGGAUUCUGUCCCAUUUCUCUGAUUUUCAUCUCUACAUCUACAUCUCAUAUAGCACAAAUGCCAUUUUCUUCCAAAAUCCUUUAAGAAAUAGGGGUUUACCCUUGAGUGAAAGUUUCAUCUUGAGUUUUUUCCUCCUCUAAAAAAAGUUGGGCCAUAAGAAACAUCAAGGAAGUAAUGUAAAGAAUACCUGCUAUUAGUUUAAGAAGGCUAGCAUAUUCAGAAUGCUUCUUAUACUACACUGCCUCAUUGUAACAUAUAAUUCCUUACUUCACUUCUUUAUUCUUCUGAUAGUGUGGUAUCCAGGCAACAGAGCACUUCUGCUAUGUAAUUCUGAGAUUUCCCAUUCCUAGAGUACCUGAGCCAACGACUAGGCUUUGGUGGCUCCAGCUGUACCAUCACUUGCACUUUGCUCUUAGCAUUAUUUAUUACCUCUGAGCCUAAGGAUUUCUGCCUAUACCUCCAAAAGCCAGAAUCAGUCCCCUUUGCACGAAAAGGUUUAGAUUAUUUGAACAUGUUAGUUAUUAGGAAACUAAAAUGCCACUGAAUAUCCAGAUUAUUUUGGAAAUCAGUUCACACAGGAAAUCUACAAAAAUGUCACAAAACAACCUGAAAUCUGAGAAAUUCUAGGAAUCCAAGAUUCUGGGAGAUAAGGUGCUAAAGUCUCAGCCAUGACAGUGCCCUUCUCCUUCAGUCAGGCUUUUGGGUUCAGAUACACAGGUGUGAAGAUAAAGUCUGAGCCACUACUGGUUUCAAACUGUAUUCUAUUAACUUUGCAAGUCAAAUAAUAUGAUCUUUAAUAUAAAACAGAAAAGGAUAAAUCAUGUAAGAAAAAGUGUUUGUAGGAAGAGAUACAGAUGAAAUGAUGAGGAUGUUUAGAGAAUAACCAUUCAAUAAAAUAUGAACACUAAACUUACAAUUGUAAAAUAA
This is a messenger RNA of Sus scrofa (pig), 4676 nucleotides long. Lineage: Eukaryota; Metazoa; Chordata; Mammalia; Artiodactyla; Suidae. The record is from RefSeq and is a predicted model, not a curated record.